Messenger RNA from Helianthus annuus (common sunflower), 3027 nucleotides. Its product is annotated as zinc finger MYM-type protein 1-like. The coding region runs from base 1 to 3027 and encodes 1008 amino acids. NCBI's taxonomy places the organism in Eukaryota, Viridiplantae, Streptophyta, Magnoliopsida, Asterales, Asteraceae. The transcript has 5 exons. The record is from RefSeq and is a predicted model, not a curated record.
AUGACGAAACCAAAAUCCAAAAAACAAGCUUUAAUUGGGAACUUUUUCAAAAGAAAAUUCGAAGAAAUUAAUGAUAAUGAGUCAAGUCCGAAUGUUGGUAAUGAUAUCCAAGCAAAUGAUGACGUUGAUGCAAGUCCGAAUGUUGAUAAUGAGAAUAUCCAAGCAAAUGACGACGUUGAUGCAAGUCCGAAUGUUGAUAAUGAUAAUCCUACAACUUCAAUUCCAACAACACGAGGUAUUAUUGAUUUGAAUGAUCUUCCUUCGGAUCCACAUGAUAGGCCACCUAUUACUAGUUAUCACCCAAAUCAAAUAGAUGACAUAAGAAGGUCAUAUCUUGUUAAAGGGGCUUUUCAACCUCGUAGUCAUAAGUUUCCCGUUAAAGACUGUUAUGGAAAAAAAAGACGUUUUGUUGUUAGUUGGUUUAAUGAUUGUAGUUGGUUAGAGUAUAGUAUCAAAGCAGACAAAGUAUAUUGUUUAUAUUGUUACUUGUUUAAAGAAGAUAUUGGUAAUCAAGGCGGAAGAGAUACAUGGUCUUCUAGUUCUAAAGGGUUUUGUGAUUGGAGUAAAAAGGGGUCAUUAAAGGAACAUGUCGGGAAUGUUGAUAGUCAUCAUUUAAAGGCGGCACAAAAAUGUCAUAAUCUCAUGAAUCAAAAGAAACAUAUGGAUGAGAAUAUGAAGAAGUUGACUAAAGAAGAAAUGAUUGCAAACUAUUAUCGAUUACUUGGUUCCGUUAUGAGUGCUAGAUUUUGUUUAGAAAACUCUUUACCCUUUCGUGGCCAUGAUGAGUCGGAAGAAUCUAAUUCUCAAGGUAUGUUUCUUUCGGUGUUAAACUUGAUUAGUACUAACCACCCGAAAAUUGGAAAGUACACAUUAGGGAACGCAAAAAAGAACAAUAAACUGACAUCGCCAAAGAUUCAAAAGGAGAUUAUUGAAUGCUUUUCAAAGGAAGUAACAAAAAGCAUUUGUGCAGAAAUUAAAGAUGAUGUGUUUGGAUUGUUGGUAGAUGAAUCUAGUGAUGUUUCUUUAAAGGAGCAAAUGGCUGUAGUUGUUAGAUUUGUUGAUAAACUUGGGGCUGUUAGAGAGAGUUUAAUCGGAAUUGUGCAUGUGAAAGACACGACUUCUAUAACUCUUAAAGAAGCCAUUGAUGAUUUAUUAGCAAGCAACCAGUUAAGCGUAAAGCAAGUGAGAGGGCAAGGUUAUGAUGGUGCAAGCAACAUGCGGGGAGAAUUUAAUGGAUUAAAAGCGUUGAUUUUGAAAGAUAACCCGUCAGCACAUUACAUCCACUGUUUUGCUCAUCAACUUCAGUUGGUUAUUGUGGCUGUUGCAAAAAAACAUAGCGGUGUCAAAACUUUCUAUGAGUUCCUUUCCAUGGUCGUCACUACGGUUUCAGCUUCUUGCAAACGAAAAGAUAUGUUAAGGGAGGAAAAAAAGGCUAGAGUGGAAAAAGAAUUACUUGAAGGUGAAAUUAAAACGGGUAAAGGAUUAAACCAAGAGGUUUCCCUAGCACGACCCGGUGAUACGCGAUGGGGUUCACAUCAUAGAACCAUAAUCAGUUUGCUUAGAUUGUUUCCGGAAGUUGUGACCGUACUCCAAUAUGUUAAAGAAGAUGGAGAUUGCAGUCAACAACGAACAAAUGCAAAAGGUAUUCUAUCGUAUUUUAAAAAACUCGAGUUUGUUUUUUAUAUGCAUUUGAUGGGAGAUAUAUUAAGUUACACAAAUGCUCUUUCAAAACACCUUCAACAAAAAGGUAAAGAUUUAUUAGAAGCGGCCAACUUGAUAAAUGGUACAAAACGAGCAUUAAAUGCUUUAAGACAAAAUGGGUUUGAGCCGAUGUUGGAAAAAGUGACUUCCUUUUGUAAAAAAUAUAACAUUACAAUGUUGGACAUGUCGGAAAGUUAUGGUAACCCAAGAAACCGAAAAAAUGUCAUUACAAAUCGACAUCAUUUUGAGGUUGACAUUUUUAAUGAGGUUUUAGACAUGCAAAUUCAAGAAUUAGGAAGUCGAUUUAGUGAGGUAACAACUACUUUGAUAAAAAAUAUGUCGGGUUUAAAUCCUUCUAACGGUUUUUCUAAGUUUGAUCCAUCGAAGAUAUUGGCGUUUGCUAAGAUGUACCCGGAUGAUUUUACUACACAAGAAAUAGGGACUCUUUUGGGUGAUAUUGAGUCAUUUCGUCACACAAUAAGCGAUGAUGAUAACUUUGACAACUUGAAUGGAAUAAGUGAUCUUGCGCGUCUUAUGGUUGAAACGGGAACGCAUAUUUCUUGUCCUAUAGUUUAUCGGUUCCGCCACUGCGCGUCUCAAGAUUUAUGGAUGUGGCAUGCGUACUUUGGCAUGGCCGGUGCGAACAAUUACAUCGCAGUUUUACAAUCUUCGAAUCUUUUAAACGAUGUCAUAGAUGGUGUUGCACCAGAUACUUCAUUGUAUUGGGCGACGUUUAUGAAAACUCUUUCAUGUCCAGAUGACGAGAAAAGAAUGUAUUACAAGAAGAAACAAGAGUCAACAAGAAAAGAUAUCGAGCGGACUUUCGGUGUGUUAAAAAAGAGAUGGUCUAUCAUUGCCCAGCCGUCAAGCAUACUUGAAAAAAGUAAAAUGAGAAACGUUAUGUAUACGUGCGUCAUCUUGCAUAACAUGAUAUUGGAGUACUCGGGCAGAGCGUUUUGUGGAGAAAGUUAUGAUGAAAAUAACCAACCGACGAACCCACUAUUCACAUACUCUGAAAAAGAAGUUAUCCGAGAGAGGACAAUUUCGUCAUCUGGAUCUCGUGCUACCCGAGAUGCUCGCCAAAAGCAAGCAGACAAACGCCUCGCUGCCAUGAUUACUAAACAAAUGGCAAAGGUUGUACCCCAAGUUGUCAGUGAACUGUACGAGAACAUGAGCAAAUCAUCUGAGGAAUCCCGAACCGAAACCCCCAAAGCUGCUUUCAGCUUCAAACAGUUCAAGGCAUGUGGACCGAAAGAGUUCACGGGAGAAGAAGGCCCUACGGCCUUGUUUCAAUGGUUUGACUCAAUUGAAGUUACCCUGCGAUAG